This is a messenger RNA of Candoia aspera, 6039 nucleotides long. It is a transcript of the gene ERAP1, whose product is annotated as endoplasmic reticulum aminopeptidase 1. Gene Ontology annotation, biological process: proteolysis; peptide catabolic process. Lineage: Eukaryota; Metazoa; Chordata; Lepidosauria; Squamata; Candoiidae. Gene Ontology annotation, molecular function: metalloaminopeptidase activity; peptide binding; zinc ion binding. The record is from RefSeq and is a predicted model, not a curated record. The transcript is spliced from 19 exons. Gene Ontology annotation, cellular component: cytoplasm. The annotation marks the transcript as partial.
CAACCUGGCAUCAGAUUGCUGUCUCCUGAUCAGAUUUUUACAUUGAAGAAGAGUAAAAUGUUCUUAUUGCUAGGCAUCUUAAGUUUUCUAUGCUGUAGUGAGACAUCAUAUUCACUUGCCAAAAAUGAAAGCAAUCCUUUUCCUUGGAAUAAAAUUAGACUUCCAAAGCAUGUUAUUCCAAUUCAUUACGAUCUUCUUAUUCAUCCAAAUCUCACUACUCUAUCUUUUACUGGAUUAUCCAAAAUAGAGAUUUUAAUAACCCAGCAAACUAGUACAAUCAUCCUCCACAGCAAAUAUCUUCAGAUCACCAAAACUACUAUCCACAAAGCAGAGGACAGUGUUGAUACAGCUAAAGGAAUAAUGGUUUUAGAACACCCAACAUUUGAGCAGAUAGCACUUGUUUCUGCUGAACCUCUACAAGUUGGGCACAGCUACAUUAUUAGCAUUGAGUACUCUGCUAAUUUAUCUGACAGCUUUCAUGGUUUCUAUAAAAGCACAUACAGAACUCUGGAAGGGGAAAUAAGGGUGCUUGCAUCAACACAGUUCGAGGCAACAGCUGCACGUAUGGCCUUUCCUUGCUUUGAUGAACCUGCACUAAAAGCAACAUUUUCUAUUAAGAUCAGAAGAGGCCCAAAGCACCUAGCACUAUCUAACAUGCCUUUGGUGAAAUCAGUAAACAUUAAUGAAUGGCUUAUUGAAGACCAGUUCGACAUCAGUGUAAAGAUGAGCACUUACCUAGUAGCCUUCGUUAUUUCAGACUUUAAAUCAGUUACCAAGAGGACCUCCCGGGGAAUUAAGGUUUCAGUAUAUGCUGUGCCACACAAGAUCAAACAAGCAGAAUAUGCUUUGGAUGCAGCAGUGAAACUUUUAGACUUCUUUGAGGAGUAUUUUAGCAUUCCAUAUCCUUUGCCAAAACAAGAUCUAGCAGCUAUUCCCGAUUUUCAGUCUGGUGCAAUGGAAAAUUGGGGAUUAACCACUUACAGGGAAUCUGCUUUGUUAUAUGACCCUGAAAAGUCCUCAAUAUCAAGGAGACUUGGAAUUACUUUGGUAGUAGCCCAUGAACUUGCUCAUCAGUGGUUUGGAAAUUUGGUCACCAUGGAAUGGUGGAAUGAUCUUUGGCUUAAUGAAGGUUUUGCAAAGUUUAUGGAAUUUGUGUCAGUAAACAAGACCCACCCAGAGCUGAAAGUUGAAGAUUAUUUUUUAAACAAGUAUUUUGAUGCCAUGGAGGUAGAUGCUUUAAAUUCUUCACAUCCUAUAUCGACUCCUGUUGAAGAUCCAGCUCAGAUUCUAGAAAUGUUUGAUGAUGUUUCCUAUGAUAAGGGAGCUUGUAUUCUCAAUAUGCUACAGGAUUAUCUCAGCCCAGAAGUUUUUAAAGCUGGUCUUAUACAAUAUUUGUUGCGAUUCAGUUAUCAGAACACACAAAACAAAGAUCUGUGGGACAGCUUGUCAGAUGUUUGUCCAGCGGCUGAUGGAAGUCAAAUACAAAAUGAAGUUUGUAUCAGAAACAAGGAGAGAGUCUUAAAUUCACACUGGACCAAAGUUGUGCUCCAUGAUGUGCAGGCAAUAAUGAAUACUUGGACGCUCCAAAAAGGGUUUCCUGUAGUGACAGUUACUACUAAAGGAAAAAAUGUCCAUCUACAACAAGAACAUUAUUCAAAGAACUCUAGCUUUUCUUCAUCAACUGGGAAUCUAUGGCAUAUUCCAUUGACAUAUAUUACCAGUAAAUGUAAUGAAGUUCAGAGGUUCUUGCUGACAACCGAAACAGGUGAUAUAGUCCUCCCAGAAGAAGUGGAGUGGAUAAAAUUUAAUGUAGGAAUGAACGGUUAUUAUAUUGUGCAUUAUGGAGAUCAUGGCUGGGAUGCUCUAAUUCGCCUGUUAAAAGAAAAUCAUGAAACAAUAAGCAGCAAUGAUCGAGCAAGCCUCAUUAACAGUGCAUUCCAGCUGGUGAGUGCUGGAAAACUGUCAAUUACAAAAGCUCUUGAUUUAACAUUAUACUUAAAACAUGAAUCUGAAGUUACUCCUGUAUAUGAAGGCCUGAAUGAGCUAAUCCCUCUGUAUAAACUGCUGGAGAAGACAAACUUAAGUGACACAGAACAACAAUUAAAGGCAUACAUAGUCAAUCUAUUUAAAAAUAUGAUUGACAAACAGUCAUGGGAUGAUAAAGGUACAGUGUCUGAACAAAUGCUUCGGAGCUCCCUACUUACUUUUGCGUGUAUACGCAAAUACCAACCAUGUGUAGACAAGGCAAAAGAGUACUUCAUGAAAUGGAAGAAGUCGGAUGGAACUCUCAAGUUGCCCAAUAAUAUUAAAAUGGCAAUAUAUGCUGUUGGAAUACAAACUGAUGAAGGCUGGGAUUUCCUUUUUAGCAAGUAUCAACUACCUGAAUUUGACACUGAAAAGAAUCAGAUUGAAGUUGUACUCAGUCUGAGCAAAAAUAAAGAAAAGCUUCAGUGGUUAAUGGAUCAAUCACUGCAAGGUGACAUAAUAAAGACUCAGGAACUUCCUUCUAUACUUUUGAGUGUUGGAAGGAAUCCUUAUGGAUAUCAAUUAGCUUGGAAGUUUUUAAAACAAAACUGGCAGAAACUUGUAACAAAAUUUGAACUUGGCUCAGCCUCACUGGCACACAUAAUUACAGGAAUAACAAAUCAAUAUUCCACAAAGGAACAGCUUGCUGAGGUAAAAAACUACUUCAGCUCAAUGGGCAAAAAAACUUCAGAACUCCGUGUUGUUCAACAAGCAAUAGAAACUAUUGAGGAAAAUAUGCAGUGGAUGGAUAAGAACCUUGAAAAAAUCAAGACAUGGUUACAGAUCAAUAGCAGAGUGUAAAACUGUAUGUGAACUAUUGAUUCAGAAUUAACAGAAAUUUUGCACUGGAAGAUUGCUCCUUUGCCUUGAAGAGAGGGAAAAGCAUCAUGACAUUAAUUACAGCAUCCAUGUAGUAAACACUGGCUGAGUUCAUGUAUUGUGUUAUGCCAUUAUGUGUUGUGAGAGGCUUGGGUUUGGCUUAGCAUGUUAUGUGAAGCCAAUCAAAAAGGCAUUAUUAAGUAAACCAUAGUAAAGUCAUGUGUUAAUCAGGUCACUGAAUAAACAAUGAAAAAUAAAAAACUUGGGGGAAAAAAGUUUGAAAUACAGAGUUAUCAAAAAUCGGGGACUGGAGUAAAAAGCUUUUCAUAUCUUAAGCAGAUGACCAUCUCUCUUAAAGUUAAUUGGUAUUUUCAUGUAUGUAGGGGGAUCCAACUUUUGAUCAGUGCAGUGGUACCCAGGUGGUGUGUUUAUUUGUUUACCUUAUUUGAAAGAAAUGAACAUAAAAGAACCUGCACUGCUAAAAGCAGUAACAGAAGCAGAGCAAUUCUGAUUUAAAAAACAAUACAAGGACAACGUGUUAAUACUACCACCCAUACCACUGGCUUUAUAAACAGGCUUAAAAUGAAUUGAUAUGGAUGUCAUUCAGUUUGACAUGUUAAAAUAGUCACUACAUAUCAAUUAUCUAGGUAUCAGCAUUGCCUCGAAUAUAUCGAUCCACAGAAUUGAUACUGAAACUGAAUUUAUUCUCCCCAUUUUACAAAUUGGCUGAUUUCAUUUUGUUCACCAAUACUCAUACUGAUUUAAUAUCAAAAGUUAAAUAUUAAGUGCCUUUUUACAAGCGAUUAUGGACAUCAUACAAGCAUCUGAAAGAGCAAAACGGUCGUCAUUUACAUAUUUAAGUAAGUAACUAAGAUAGAAGCUAGUAUUAAAUAUGCCUAUGAAUUUAGGCAAAUAAUGUACAAAGCUUCCAUAAAAUCUCCAGAGUGGCUACUGAAAUGUUGGCUUCUGCAUGAAAUUUAGGAAUAACAUUUUCAUAAGUAUGCUUCAGGCUAAGGUACAGUUAGUAUAUCCAAUUGAUUAUAUUCACUCUUCUUUCUUUUUACCCCCCCAGUUUCACAUCACCCAUCUAACAGUACAACAACAGCUUCAUAGUUUCUAUUCUAGUAAUAGGUGGUGGUAAUGAAAUAAGAUAAAAAUCAGGCUUUCUGACUCACAAUACAGGAUUAAGGAAUAAACUUUAAAAAUGCACACAAGAUGCUCCAGAAAUUCCCCAGCUCAUAAAAGAGAUGAAAGUGGAACUAAUCACACUAAUCGUUACACUAAACAAUCUCUUACCUUCUUGGGAGUUUUGGAUUUCUUUUCCUCCUUCCUAGGUGGUUUAGAUGAGGCAGCACUUUUUGAUUUGUCCUCCUGUGUCCAAAAGAUAAAAAUGCCUGUUCAUAAUGAAAUAAUAUCUUUCCAGAGAGCAAUGGCAUGAGAUACAUACAGAAAAACUGAAGUUUGUGGAUUCUGAGAUGGUGACCUGAACCAAGGGUUCAGGCAUGUCCAGAGGCAGCAGAAAGGAGGACCUAAAACUAAUUGUUAACGGUAGAGUACCAGAUAGUUCCAUAAUAUAAGCUUAAGAGACAUUAUGUUUUUAUAUAAUGCAGCUGCUGAGACUUCAGUUGAGGGAACAGUUGACUGUGGGGCAUAAGAAGCUCCUAAGCCCUCCUGCCGAGCACCCCUUUCUCUACUUCUGCUUUAUCCAUCCUGAGAAAGAUAUAAGUUUUCUGUAGCUUAGUAUUUAAAAUUCAAGUUCAUUUGUAUUUUUCAUUCAUGGUGUAAGAAUAAAUUCUUGCAUUUCAGUGAGUGCAUAUAAACAUGCACAUAGAAAAACUGCCCUUUUUGUAUUGUCCUGGAGAGGCAAACAAACAAAGAGAAACCUAUACAACUUUGUUGUGAGAAAAGCUUUAUUACCAGGAACACACAUUUAAAACAACUUGUAUUUUUGAUGAGUGAAGAGGGGUUUCUUUGGGUAACUUAGAGACAGUAUUUGCACUGGAUACAUUCUUGAGAACUAAUAAAAUUCAGAUUUACAACUAAGAAACAAAUGCAAGAAAGGACAUUUAAUACUUGUUCCAUUUGACUCUAAGAAACCUGAAUUAGCAUUUAAAACAGCCAACACUUUGCUCCAUUAUUUGAGUUAAUUGAUGCAUGUUCAUAUGCAAAGACUAGAAAGAAAAUGCCACUCCUAAACAGCAUUUGUUUAUCAAGUCUAUUCUUAGCCUUAUAAGCCAAUGUGGAAUUAACCUCAGCUACAUUUCUUUACUUGGUAGAAUUGCAGUUACCUAAAAAUUAGGCCAAACCUACCAAAGAAAGAAGUUGUGAUAACACUAUAUACUAAAUAUUGUGAAUAGAGAGACCAUGAAUUCCACCUUUUUAAAGCUUAAUGAAAAACUCCAGUCCCCAAAUGCUCAUGAAAAUAGGAUAGGAAGUAAAAGUAUACAACCAAGGUUAAAACAGGAAAAAAUGUAUACCCUAAAAAAGGCAGAUGGCGCUCUAGAGUAAUUGUAGGUGAAGGUGAAAGGGCUCCUGUGCAAGCACCGAGUCCUGUCUGACCCUCUGGGGGGACACCACUUUCACAACAUUUUCUUGGCAGACUAUAGCGGGGCAGUUUGGCAUUGCCUUCCACAGUUGUCGCCUUCCCCAGCAAGCUGGGUACUCAUUUUACCAACCUCGGAAGGAUGGGAGGCUGAGUCAACCUGAGCCGGCUACCCAAGAGAGAAUCCAGCAUCCGCUGGGAUCGAACUCAGGUCGUGGGGAGAGUUUCGGUUGCAAUACUGCUGCCUACCACUCUGCGCCACACAUAAGCAGAGUAUAAAUGGAGAUAUUUACUUAUUUAAAGGAGUGGUAUUAAAUUGACAAAACAUUUAUUUAUAAACUAUUUUUCUAUUAAACACUGUUCACUGGAUCAGAAUGAGAGAGAACAUGAAUAUAUUUUUUUAGAAAUUACUCAGCCACUUGACACAAUGACCAUGACGAAAAGCCAGAGCUAACCUUGUUUAUUACAAGCAGCCAAAAUGACAUAGAAGAGAAUAAGCUUUCAAGUUUCAAAAACUUUUGCUAUAUGAUUAAGAACAUGGGUGGUUUUCAAAUCAGCCAAUGUUUUUCUCUCCCUCUUUUUCCUAGUCUAUUUCCUUGAUGAAGAAUUCUUGAAACACUAAAACUUAUAAUAAAGGUGUUGAUUCUAAUAAA